GCAGAGGCAGAGGUCCGACGUACUCAUACUUUGGCUCUCAAUUUUUGGGGGCCCCAGCGCCUGGCGUCCAUGAUCUCCGCCCUCAGCGCGCUGGUGCCGGAGCUGGGGCGCAGCCUUGGCACGGGCCUCGCCGUCUGGGCGGCGCGCGGCGACCCAGCGGUCUGCCCCGUGUGCACCUGCGAGCCCACCUUGCAGUGCCCCGACUUGCACUGUCACUGCUCGGUGCUGCGGGGUGACUCCCAGUCCGGCCCCUCCACCGCGGUGCUGGUGGCCUGCGUGGUGGGUGCCACGCUCGCUGGCGCCUCCGUCGGCGCUGCGGGCGCUUGGGCCGUCCUCCGCCUCCGCAGCCUUUCUGCCGGCCCGUCCGCUGGCCACGCCGAGUCCGACGAGCUGGGCGAGGAGGCGCGGGCGCAGGUGAGGGCGCUUCCGCAUCCCUCGGUCGCGGCGGCGGGCGUGGCCGUCGGGGACUUCAUCGGGGUGCAGCACAGCGUCGCGGGCAGAGCGCUCAUCCACGAGCGCGUCGUCGUGGCCUUGAACCCCGGUGCGCCUGGCACCGCGUCGAUCAUCACGGUGGACGGCGACGAGUGCGACGAGCAGCUCGUCGGCACAGCGGACGUGCGCCACUGGGAGUUGCUGCUUGGCGGGGCACCCGGCGGGGUUUUCCCCAGGGCGCCCGCGGCGAGGCACUCCCGCUUCAGGGCCAUCCCCACGGCGGCCGCGCUGACGGCCGCGGCUGGCCGCGCCUGUGCCCGCCAGGGCUUGGCUGCGCCUGCCGGGCCCGUGGUGCCCAACGUUGCGGGGAGGGUGCUCGCGGGGGCCGCGCCCGCGGCGCCGGCGGCGGGCGUCCCCGCCGCGCUGCCUGGCGCUGCACCUGGCCCGGAGGCCGGCAGCCUCGGCGCCGUCGUGGCCGCGCUCGGGGGGCAUGCCUGCGGAGCCGCUGAGGGCGCGCUCGCACUGGCGCCAGCCCCAGCUGCCGCCGCUGCUGCCUGCGGCCCCGCCGCCCCUGGGGCCGAGGGAGCCCUCCUCGCGCCGGCGGGCCCCUCUGCGCUGGCCGCGGCGCCGGCUGUGCUUGCGGCCGCCGCUGGGCAGAGGGUGAUGCCGCCACUCGCCAGCCCCGGCGGCGACGCCCGCAUCUUCGCCAUCGUGAGGGAUGUGCGAGGCGUGCGGCACGCGGACUUCCGCAGCAUG
This is a messenger RNA of Prorocentrum cordatum, 1188 nucleotides long. The record is from the annotation of a GenBank genome assembly. NCBI's taxonomy places the organism in Eukaryota, Dinophyceae, Prorocentrales, Prorocentraceae.